Molecule: messenger RNA, 2331 nt
Organism: Capra hircus (goat)
Lineage: Eukaryota; Metazoa; Chordata; Mammalia; Artiodactyla; Bovidae
Gene: SLC16A3
Product: solute carrier family 16 member 3
Exons: 6
Coding region: 317-1702 (461 amino acids)
Biological process (GO): transmembrane transport; monocarboxylic acid transport
Cellular component (GO): membrane
Molecular function (GO): monocarboxylic acid transmembrane transporter activity
Source: RefSeq, a predicted model, not a curated record
GUCCAGUCACGUAACUGGCCAGGCUGGAAAGUGCACCGACGAAGCACGUGGGACAGGCCACAGGCUCUGGGGCUGGAGGCCCCCUACACUGAAUGCCCCUUUCCUGGUUCAUGGCCUGCCCUGGAGGCUGACAGGCCACAGACCCAGGACCUGAGGGAGCUGCUUAUAGCUCACCGCGGGUGGGGAGACACGGAGCUUCAGUGGGCAGCAAGUGGCUGGAUCCACCAAGCCCUCCCUUGCCCACGCCAGCAGCAAAGAGGCCUACUCUGUCCUUGGAACAGCUUCUGUAAGGGACACGGAAUCAGCCCUCCUGGUCAUGGGAGGGGCAGUGAUCGACGAUGGCCCGACCGGCAUCAAGGCCCCGGAUGGGGGCUGGGGGUGGGCCAUCCUCUGGGGCUGUUUCGUUAUCACGGGCUUCUCCUACGCCUUCCCCAAGGCGGUCAGUGUCUUCUUCAAGGAACUCAUGCGAGAGUUUGGGAUAGGCUACAGUGACACGGCCUGGAUCUCCUCCAUCCUGCUGGCCAUGCUCUACGGGACAGGCCCACUCUGCAGCGUGUGUGUGAAUCGCUUUGGCUGCCGGCCAGUCAUGCUCGCAGGCGGCCUCUUGGCGUCCCUGGGCAUGGUGUCUGCGUCCUUCUGUGGCAGCAUCAUCCAGCUCUACCUCACCACAGGGGUCCUUACUGGCUUGGGUUUGGCGCUCAACUUCCAGCCCUCACUCAUCAUGCUCAACCGCUACUUCAACAAGCGGCGCCCCAUGGCCAACGGGCUGGCGGCAGCAGGCAGCCCGGUGUUCCUGUGCGCCCUGUCCCCGCUGGGGCAGGUGCUGCAGGACCACUACGGCUGGCGGGGCGGCUUCCUCAUCCUGGGUGGCCUGCUGCUCAACUGCUGCGUGUGUGCCGCGCUCAUGCGGCCCCUGGAGGCACCCCGGCAGAGUUCGGGUUCGGGGCCUGCACCCCAGCGGCCGCCCCGGCGGCUGUUGGACCUGAGCGUCUUCAGGGACCGUGGCUUCGUCAUCUAUGCCCUGGCCGCCUCCAUCAUGGUGCUGGGGCUCUUUGUACCACCUGUGUUCGUGGUGAGCUACGCCAAGGACCUGGGGGUGCCCGACACCCAGGCGGCCUUCCUGCUCACCAUCCUGGGCUUCGUCGACAUCUUCGCUAGGCCCACCGCCGGCUUCAUCACGGGGCUCAAGAAGGUGCGGCCCUACUCUGUCUACCUCUUCAGCUUCGCCAUGUUCUUCAAUGGCUUCGCCGACCUCACGGGAUCCACGGCCAGCAACUACGGUGGGCUGGUGGUCUUCUGCAUCUUCUUCGGCAUCUCCUAUGGCAUGGUGGGGGCCCUGCAGUUUGAGGUGCUCAUGGCCAUCGUGGGCACCCAGAAGUUCUCCAGCGCCAUUGGCCUCGUGCUGCUGCUGGAGGCCAUAGCUGUGCUCAUUGGGCCGCCGUCCGGAGGCAAGCUCCUGGACGCGACGCACGUCUACCAGUACGUGUUUAUCCUGGCGGGGGCCGAGGUGCUGGCCUCCUCCCUCGUGCUGGUGCUGGGUAACUUCUUCUGCAUUAGGAAGAGGCCCGAGACGGCCACGGAGGAGGAGCGCCACAAGCCCCCAGAGGAUGUGAGGGUGGACUCCCGGGAGGUGGAGCAGUUCUUGAAGACGGAGCCUGAGAAGAACGGGGAGGUAGUUCACACCCCGGAAACGAGCGUCUGAGCCUGGGGAGGAUGGCAGGGGUGCAGGGAACUGGACAGAGACCGUCAACGCUCGUAUUUAUUUCACAAACAGGACCAGCUUGGGCGGGGCCUUCGGCUCCGCGCCGGCUGCCCGGGCAGUGGAUCAUCACCCGAUCAGUGUUUUUCAGGGGAGGUGGCGGGGUGGGAACGUGUCAUUCCGAGGCGGAUCUGCGGUGAAGCCAAGCCGCGAGGUUAUGAGCCGUCUGCACCAGGGACCCCACCUGCUGACCCCAGGGAGCCCAGUGCCCACUGCUGGGCUCAAGGACCCAGAGACCCAACGCUUUGGAGACAACACAACUUUAAUCAGGGGGCGGGGCCAGGGACAGCUAUGGAGCGAGCACUACCACAACAGGCCUCCCCACGUGCCCAUGAGUGCCCUGUCCUACUGGGUCUCCCGUGUGCCCCAGCCCACCCCUUUUUUGAGCGUCUUAGUGGACAAAGCUCCCUCCUUCACCUCUGAAAGGUUUGAGAUAAACCUGCUCUUACUUAGGGACAGCGGUCUAACCGUUGACCCCAAAUGUCUUUCUCAAAAGACAGCCUGCUUAUUUUUACAAAGUGGUUUCAGUCCUCGUCAGCCACGUCAGCCUUCUAAAUACUGCUUGUUCUGGA